Molecule: messenger RNA, 2209 nt
Organism: Prunus persica (peach)
Lineage: Eukaryota; Viridiplantae; Streptophyta; Magnoliopsida; Rosales; Rosaceae
Product: scarecrow-like protein 13
Exons: 2
Coding region: 366-1988 (540 amino acids)
Biological process (GO): regulation of DNA-templated transcription
Cellular component (GO): nucleus
Molecular function (GO): DNA-binding transcription factor activity; sequence-specific DNA binding
Source: RefSeq, a predicted model, not a curated record
CCCACAAACGCAUACUUCUAGGAGAUGACAGAGCGGUUACUAUCUGGCUUUUAUAGACGAAUCUAAAGCUUCAUUAAAGUUUAUUGCGCCAGAAUCUGAGCUGAGCCGAGACGAGACUUGCCUAUGGUUCAGAUUGUGGUGGUUCUGUAAAGUUUUUUCUGGAUAUCACAAGCAGAUGUUGACCAACAAUUUUGUGAAAGUCAUACCAUAUAGCUGCUUGCUGAGACGUGGCGGAUACUGGACUGCUUAUUGAGAUUCAAUUCAAGUUCUGACAGACCAGCAAUUGAGUCAAAUUUAGGAACAUAUAUUAGAAAGAGCUGGUGAGAAUCACUCUCUGGAUCAGGUCAAUCAUUUCAUAUUUUCAGAUGCAAACAUCUCAGAAACACCGAAGUACAGCCAGUAUCCACAGGUUGUACCACCACCAGCCUAUGCAGGACAUUGAUCCCUCCAUUUUCCAAAUUUUGGAAAACAGUGUAUGUUCAGAUACUGGAAGCCAGGGAAACAACGUUUCCUUUCAAACCUACAAGGAAGAGUACUUCACCCUGGAAUCAUCCCCUGCCACUACUGGUUUUGUAGCCUGUGAUUCCCCUUCGGCUGGUAGUGGCUUGUCUAACAGGAGUCCAUUUUCAUCACAAGGUUCUCAAUCAUGCUUGUCUGAUCAGCGUCAUUCCCCUGACAACACUUCUGGAUCACCAAUAAGUGGGUGCUCCGUAGCUGAUGAUGGCAAUGGAUUGAGGUACAAGCUCAGGGAACUGGAAAUUUCACUGCUAGGGCCCGAAUCAGAUAUUAUUGUUGACAGCCACUAUUGUUGUUACAAGAGUGAUAUGCCAAGGUGGAAUAGGAAUCAAAUGGCUGAAAUGACCAACUUAAACCUAAAGGAUGUUCUUAUUCAUUGUGCACGUGCAAUAGCUGAAGAUGAUCUACCCACAGCAAAUGGUUUAAUGGAAGUUUUGGGGCAAAUGGUGUCAGUCUCUGGGGAGCCAAUUCAAAGAUUGGGUGCUUACAUGUUGGAAGGUCUUAGAGCAAGGUUGGAAAGAUCAGGGAGUUCAAUCUACAAAACCUUAAAAUGUGAAGUUCCAACAGGCGCAGAACUUAUGUCAUACAUGUCUGUGCUCUUUCAGAUAUGCCCAUAUUGGAGGUUUGCUUACAUGUCUGCAAAUGUCGUCAUUCGGGAAGCCUUGGAAAAUGAGCCAAGAAUCCACAUAAUUGAUUUUCAGAUUGCACAGGGCAGUCAGUGGGUGCCCCUCAUCCAAGAUCUAGCACGUCAGCCUGGUGGGCCCCCACGUAUCCGAAUCACUGGUGUUGAUGAUUCCCAAUCAGCUCAUGCUCGUGGCGGGGGACUUCAUAUCGUAGGGCAGAGGCUUUCACAGCUUGCUAAUUCAUGGAAUGUGCCAUUUGAGUUUAAUAAUGCUGCCAUGUCUGGUUGUGAGGUUGAAUUAGAAAAUCUUAGGAUUCAACCAGGUGAAGCCAUAGCUGUUAAUUUUCCAUACGUGUUGCACCACAUGCCAGAUGAGAGUGUAAGCACUCAGAAUCACAGAGAUCGAUUGCUAAGGCUGGUUAAGAGUUUAUCACCCAAAGUUAUGACACUGGUGGAGCAAGAAUCAAACACGAAUACUUCCCCAUUAUUCUCAAGGUUUGUUGAGAUGGUAGAGUAUUAUACAGCCAUGUUUGAAUCGAUUGAUGUGGCUCGCCCAAGGGAUGACAAACAGCGGAUUAGUGCAGAGAUGCACUGUGUGGCUAGAGACAUAGUGAACAUGGUUGCUUGUGAGGGGGCUGAGAGGGUGGAACGACAUGAACUUCUGGGGAAGUGGAAGUCAAGGCUAAUGAUGGAUGGGUUUACUCCAUACCCAUUGAGUCCUAAAGUGACGGAGGCUAUCAGGAGUCUGUUGAAGGAAUUUAAUGGGAAUUAUAGACUUCAAGAGGCAAAUGGGGCUCUCUACCUUGGUUGGAAGCAAAGAGCUUUGGUAACGUCUUCUGCAUGGAGGUGAAGCGGACGGCGGUGACUGCAAAACUGUAAAAUUUAUGUUUUCGUCUUGUUUUAGUUUGAGAGACUGAUUUGUGUAGUUUCUGUAGAAUCCAGACUUUUUAGCUUUCUUGCAAGAGUUCCUAGUUAUAGGCACAAACCUGAUUCUCGAAAUUUGGUGUAAAUGUUUGCCUUGCAAAGAAAGAGAAUAGCUCUCAGUUCAGUUUUACUGCAAAUUUACUUUCU